Molecule: messenger RNA, 1223 nt
Organism: Meloidogyne enterolobii
Lineage: Eukaryota; Metazoa; Nematoda; Chromadorea; Rhabditida; Meloidogynidae
Source: the annotation of a GenBank genome assembly
AUGAAAUGAAAUUGAUUGAAAUGUUGAUUAUUCCAAGGAAAUUUAAAUUUUGGUUUGGUGCUUUUUCUUGUUUUAUUAUUUGUACUUUAUCUUUAGACGAAGGAAUUUUCUUCCAGAUCUCAGAACCGGAAAACCUUGCCUAUCUUUAUCAGAUAAAUCCAUCCUAUCAUAUUGGACAAAAAUUUCCUGAUUAUCCAUUGAGAGAUGCAAGUAUGACAUAUUCUGAUCCACCAGAAGGAUGUGAAGAACUUAGCUCAAAUUAUGGAGAAGUUAUUCUUUUAGAGAGAGGUGGCUGCCCUUUUAUUGAUAAAGUUUUAAAUGCCCAAAAAGCUGGCGCCAAAAUUGCAAUAAUUACUGAUUCUGAGGUUGGAAGUGAUGAUUUUAUUGAUAUGGUUGGUUAUUUUAUAUUUUUAAAUUUUCUUUAUUUUUUAUUGGGCAUUUUUUCGACAUUUUUAUUUGACAGUAUUGACAGACAUUAUAGUUAUUUAAUAUUAUUUUUAAUUUGGCGAUGCUGGGGUUUAAGCAUCAAUCCAGUAAUAAAAUUCUCGGCACUUGUAAGGAAUAGGGUGCCCGGUGCUUUUUCGGUUAGUGAUGAUACAAAUAGAAAGGCAAAUAUUUCAUGUGCUUGGUUGCCUGGAAAUUCAGGAAGGCGUAUUAGGCAAUAUUUAUUGUAUACAAAUCCUUCUAUAAAUAUUGAUAUUCCUUUAAAUUACACAAACAAACCAUUGAGGGACACGUAUUCAUCGAAACCGCAUUGGUAUAAUUUUUAGAUUAAAAUUUUUUAAUGGGAAGAGGAGAGGGGGGGGGGGGAAACGGGCAUUAGAGGUAGGAUAGACUUGUUUAGACACGUUGAAAAGUACCGUUAUUUUUAAGUCCCGUAAUAGGCCUAUAACUACGAAAUUUUCAAGACAAUUCUGAUAGAGAUUCCUUUAGGAUUUCGGUUUCCACACAGAAAAUAUUGAGGAAUUUUCGAUAAUUCUAGUUUUAAUUUUUUUGAAGGGGGAGGGGUGGUACUAGGUCGAAAAAUAAUUAAAUGACUUGAAGGAUUUUUUAAAAUUUAUUAAUUUUUAGGGAAUUGUGGUGAUUACUUUUUUUGUCGAAAAAUGAGGAGAUUCUCUUUUUUAGAAUUCGUCUUUAGAAAAGUGCAACAAAUUUUACAUUAUUUUUUUGUGCCUUUUUCUUUUUUUUUGUUCAUGCCUUCUUUAAAUUCUACUGAUCAAAAA